Messenger RNA from Sclerotinia sclerotiorum 1980 UF-70, 963 nucleotides. RefSeq lists its product as hypothetical. NCBI's taxonomy places the organism in Eukaryota, Fungi, Ascomycota, Leotiomycetes, Helotiales, Sclerotiniaceae. Gene Ontology annotation, biological process: N-acetylglucosamine metabolic process; protein N-linked glycosylation. Gene Ontology annotation, molecular function: beta-1,4-mannosylglycoprotein 4-beta-N-acetylglucosaminyltransferase activity. The record is from RefSeq and is a predicted model, not a curated record. Gene Ontology annotation, cellular component: membrane. The coding region runs from base 1 to 963 and encodes 320 amino acids. The transcript has a single exon.
AUGGCUUUCCAACUUCCCAAACCACGGUAUUCCCUCCAAAUCCAAAAUACGCGCAUCUUCAAAAUCCUCUCCGUAGGUGUAUUCUUCUACCUGUCUAUAUAUCUCCUCCUACCUCGAAUUCGAUCCGCACCCCUCACCAUCACCGAGGAAGACAUCUCCUUCGAACAACACAGCCCACACACCUACAAUAAUUUUCUUCCCGCCUCCAGCGCAGCGCAACUAUGCACCUCGCACUCCCUCACCCCUUAUCCGCAUCGCUCCCAAAAACGCAAAGUAUACGACCUCUUCAUGGUAAACUCUGAGCUCGACUGGCUGGAAAUCCGUCUCCACGAAAUGAACACCGAGGUGGAUUAUUUCGUGAUCCUCGAAUCACCCACCACCUUCACCGGACUCGCAAAGAACAUGACCUUCCAAGAAAACCGGGCUCGAUUCGCCGCCUUCGAGGAUAAAAUCAUCUAUCACGUUUUGAAGGAUGCUCCUUUACCCAUAUCCAAUACUUCACUACCGGGUUCGAAAGAAUACGAGGCAAAUGCAUGGGUACAGGAGAAAUUCCAACGAGAUGCCAUGUUCACGCAGGUUUUCCCUACGCUGCUCGAUGAGCGGAAACCUAAUAAGGGGGAUGUAAUACUCGUUUCUGAUAUUGACGAGGUGAUUCGUCCGGCUUCUUUACAGGUCCUUCGAAAUUGUAAUUUCCCCGUUAUUCUCACGCUGCGCUCGCAAUUCUACUACUAUUCCUUCCAAUUUCGUCAUCGUGGUGAACAGUGGGCACAUCCUCAGGCGACGUUUUACCAGGGAUUAGAAGAUACGAUCAAACCGCAUAGUUUGCGAAGUCGUCAUGGAGGCCAUGUGAUAGUGGAUGAGAGGGAUAGUAAUAAGAAGGGGGAUUUGUGGAAUGCGGCUUGGCAUUGUAGUAGUUGUUUCAGUACGAUUAAAGGAGAUGAGGAGGAAGAUGGAGAGUUUUAG